UGAAUACGCGCGCGUCACAUAGCGAUGCUCUCAGUUAUCAUGUUUAGUUAUCGCAGCGCAGCAGCAGGUUUGAUCACAAGAAGAGUUUGCAGAAAAUAAUUUAACUACAGCAAGACCGAGACUGCAGUCAUGCCAAAUGAUACCCAAGCAUCUGAAGGUCCCUUAGACCGAUCCUUUGAGGACUUGGUUACUAAGAUCCUCGCCACUGAAGAAGACUGUGUGACAAACGACAACCUGGGUGCCCAGAUUUCUCUGACGCAAGAGCUGCUAGAUACCCUUUCAGCUGGAAACUGUUUUGAAAAUGGCAUUCCUCCAUGGAAGCAAGCUGCAAUCCCUGACAUCAGUGGUGUAUCAUCUGCCCAGCUGAUUCAGGAGGCACUCAAUUGGAUGCAACAGAACAAGAAUGGACAGAUGUUGAAUGCUGAAAGUGAGAACAUGUAUACAGGUUCUCCACACAGCUCUCUUGCUGGAAGCUACAGUUCUGGAGAUGAAAUUGGUUGGCCAAAUAUUCCACUACCCAGGGUUGAGACAGACCUGAAUCCUCCCUGCAUGAACCGUAGCAGUCCACAGAUUCCACAGCUAGAUGCGAAACCAACUCCAUACAACUAUGAAAAUCAACAGCAGUUCAACAACAUGCCACCCUCAAGAGAAGACUUUCCCUUCCAGUUUCCUCCAAAUAGAGCCUCUCCUAUCAAUAUGGCUGAAAUGAUGGGUGUCCAAAAAGACCCUCAGUUGUCUUCACCAAUGGGUAGGUUCAACAAUGGCAACAAUCUACGAGGCUCACCUGUCCAGUCACCACCAGUUACCCAACCUCCCAUAUCCCCAAGUUUCCAUUCCCAAGAUGAUUACCCAUCUCAACAGCCAAAUUUUCAUCAACCUUUCCAACGGCCUCCCUUCAAUAAUCCCAGAGAUUUUGACAUGUCUCAAUAUGCUAGAGCACAGCAGUGGAAAAAUCAGCAGGACAUGUUUCGCAACAUGACCAAUCCUAGAUUCAAGUACGAUGCCCAAAUGGCAGCUGGGUUUCCUCGCAACAACUAUAAUACUCGCUAUCCAUAUAGCAGCAGACCAAGUCAUGUUCCAGGUUGGGUUAAAAGAAACCAAUCACUCAACAUGAACAUGAAGCAGUCAACAUCAUUUACUGAGAAUUAUGCUUCCCUGCCUCACAGCCCAAUGUCACCAACAUCACCAAUACUAAAUGGGGAGCUUGCUGCAGCAAUUGAAGACUGCCAGUACCAGUUACAGAAUCUGGAAAAGGAAAGGAGAAAGACUGAGACUGAACUAGUUAAAAUGAAUCCAGGGAAGCGCAUAUCAAGUUCUAAUACCAUUGCAGUGCCUCCAUUACCACCAAACCCAUCUGCCUUGGAUCAACUUGUUGUUGAAGAGUACAGAGAGCACAGCAGGAUGACUACUCUGUUGAGCAAGAUUGGAGGUCUGAAUGCCAAGGCUCUUCAUCCAAACAUUGAGGCUUGCCUAGAUAUGUGGAUGUCAGCCAUACAGUCUGUUGAAGCACACCGAACAGCUGAAAUGUGUCAAACUCUCCAUGGAAGGAAUGUUCAGGAUAAAGGAGAUGGAAGCAUUGUUACAAAGAUCAAGAAUCUCCAUCAGGCCACCAGCGCAGCAAGAACCAAGUUGUGGUGUGCUCUUCAACUCUCCAAAGAAAAACACAUCCCUCCCAUCAAUAAGGAGCUCUUGAAUUUCCUCCCAGAAAUGGUGAGGCUCAUUUAAUUUUGAAUAGGAUUCAAGACUUUUUAUCAUUAUUCAUUGGUGGCAUCUGGUUUCAUCCAUCUGCUUUGAAAUGUAGGGUUUUUUAAACACUUUGGUAUGAUUGGUCACAUCUCAUGAUCAAGUAAGAUUAUAUCUUUGACCAUUCAGUAAAAAAAAAAGAAACAAGAAAUUUCAAGCCUUAACAUGAUUUUUCUCUCUCUGUUUCCUGGAAAGUGAUUAUCAUGUGUUCAACAAGUUGAUGGAUUAAUUGGGAUUUUUCUAUUCCAAUCCCCAGUAUUGAUGUGUGUUUCAAGUUAUAAAGAUGUUAGGAUUUGUCCCUGUUAUGAAAUAUUUAAGUUUUCUGUUGACUUUAACAUUUCAAAACAUAAUUAUGGGAAUUAUAAUGCAAUACAAAGUGCUUAGUGAAAAACCAUAAUCAUAUUCAAGGAUAAUGUGACCAUUACUUUAUCUCAAGAUUGAGUGUUUUCUGAGAAACAAAUGAAUAGCCAAAUGAGAGCCCCAAAUACUUAUCAUGAAUGAAUAUCCUAAGGCUCUUAAUUGCAUCAAUUUUUGAUCUUAGAAAAUGAUAGGUUCAAGAUUAAUGAUGCCCUAGCUUUUUGUUAAUUGUAAGUUAUUUUUAGAUAUUAUUUUUAGAUAUUUUUGUUAGCAUAAAUCAAGUUCAGCAUGUUCUUUUUUUUUUAACCCUAAAGUAGAUUAUUUGCAGUAAUGACAUGAUCAUUAUUACAUCAUUGGUGCAUUCUUGCAUGAUUCAAUAAAUGAACAUUAAUAGACAUUCUAGUUGGAAGAAAUUUUUUUGAAUAAUGUUCACAAAGUCAACACUGCUGUUAUAUAUAUUGAAUUUCGUUAUAUAGGUGAGACCACCAGGGGCAUUCCACUUGUUAUGGAAUAUGGUUAAAUAUCCUCUAUGACCCUAUGAUAAUAACUGAUUGCUUGACAACAAAUUGUAAAAAUUAGAGACAAUUCAUCAUUGCAUUAUAAAGAUUUCUAUAAAGUUUCUUAAGGCCACCAUACACCUCAUUGCUGGUCCUGAUCAGAUUUUGGAACAAAUCGAAUUUUACUCAUUUUCUGAAAAUGUGAAGUGUCUUUUGAUUUGAGUUUCAUAUCAACUGUAAGAAUAUUGAUAUAACGAUUUUGGAUGAUUGCAAGACAUUAUUCUAGAGUGAAGGUCAAAAUUAGUUGAUUAAAUUUGCUUUUAUUCUAAUAAGCCUUUAAGGAUGAUACAUAGUUAGAAAAAUAUUUGAACAUAGAUAUUAAUUUGAUGAUCUAGAACAUUACACAGUAUUAAAGAUAUUCCAUGUCUCAAUAUUAACAUCAAAUUCUACUAUGUUUCAUGACAAACUUGGGUCACAGACCAAUCCAAUAGGGUAUGCGGUGACAUUUAGAGAGAGUUUCAUAUUCUAUAGGGAAAUAUAUAUAUAAACAAAUCGUUUUAAAAGGCUUGCAACACUAUAUUAAUGAAUGGGAUACACUUAAAUUUGGAAACAAUUCAUAAGCUAUGCAAUGAUAAUUUUGAUGUAUAUUGAUACUAUUGAUUAUGCAAUAUUUCUCAUUAUGAUAAAAUAGAUAUCUGUGUGAGGAAACUGUUUUAUCAUCUUUUUUUCAGUAGAUAAGGCAUCAUCAGAAAUAUCUUAUUUUAUCCAUACAGGUUUAUUUGUCUAAAUGUUUUAAAAUGUAUAAUGUUGAACUACUUUCAUUUAUUUAAAAGUAAAGGGGACGGGGGGCUUUGCAAGUGCAGAAUACAGUAAGUGCACACAUGUACAAAGGAUAUGAGACUCUAGUUUCAAUGCUUACUUUAGCAGGGUAUUUUCUUAUAUUUUCAUCUUGAUUUUAGCUUGAGUUGAACUUUCCUCUAUCUGUACCAGGUUAUAUGCAAUCUUCGGCUUUAUUAGCCUUUUUUUCCAUUUGUAGUCACAGUUUUAAUCGUUAUUUUUUAUUGAUAUAUAAUGCUGUGAGCAUGUACUUGUUUAGGAAUCCAAAAUGAAGUUGAAUGAGUGUACUAUAUAGGAGUGUAGAUCAUUUUCAGAAUUAUAUUUAUAUCUGUAUUGGAUUGGGCCAAACAAUAUUAAUUGAUUAUGCUUGAAAGGAAAUAUGAUCAAUCAUUAUUCCCUGUUUAUUGUGGGUACAUGGAUUUGUAUUUUUUCUUUAUGUUUGUAAUUAUGAAAUCAAAUGUACAAUAACAAUGGUUUAAAUGAUUUCAUCUUCUACAUAAAUGAAUCAGGAAUGAUUUUUUUAAAAUAAUAUCUUAAAAUCUGUAACAAUUUUUAUUUGCCUUGUUACUGAGUAAUGAAAGUAUGUUAUUCCAUCUUUGUAGAUAAACCAUGUGACUGCCAUGUUCUGAAUGUAUUUUAUAUUAGCUAUAUCAUAAUUCUUUUGAUUUUUUUUUACUGUCAUUCAAGGGAUCUUGCCUCUUAUUCAAAAGUUGUAAAGGAUGUGUUAAUAUAUUUUUGUUUAAAAAGUGUCUUGACUAAAAUGACUCACAGUUCAAACCACUUUAUUAGGUUAUUAUUGGAGUGUUGCUUUCCAUAGAUAAUGAUGAUUUUUCUUUACUUACACUCCUUCAUUUCUUGAUUAUCAUAAAUCCAAAAUACACUUGAACAAGGGUAGCAGCGUUAUUGAUUAUUUGAGUGAUAAACAACAGUUUGCUAUUGAUGUAUAUGAGUUCCAGACCUUUGAUACUUUUAUACAAUUAGAGUGUUUUCUUAUAUUAUUAUAUCUAAGAAUGUAUAUAUGUUUAAAUUGUACUAACAUAUAACAUAUCUUUGAACAAGAAAAACCUUGCUCUUCUGAUCAUUUGAAAAUUGGUCAAAAUCGAGAACAUGAAAAUUAAAAUACAGAUUUGAACCAAGAUUGGAAGAAAUAAAUUAAAUCACUUAUUUAUUCAGGAGAAUUUAUUUUUGGGAAUAAGUUACGUUGUCUUCCAAUCAUGUAGGAAUGGGCAACUCAGGUCAUAAAAUUUCUCUUCUUAUUUAAGGGAACAAUCAGCAGCGGUUCUAUUAAGGAAUUUACUUGGAUAUACAUGUAGGGAAGGGGAAAUAUGGUUUAGAAUAGAUCAUGCAUUGUCUCAAUUAGUAUAACUUCAUAUUCACAUUGAAUGAACUGUUCAAAAUUGGUGAAUAUAUACUGGGUUAUUCUUUUAAAGCAAUUGUAUAUUUCAUGGCAGUGGGUGAUUAUAUUUUAAUGAAUUUAAUUCUGGCUUUGGAAAGUUCUAUGAAGUAAUAUCAGUAUCAUGAUCGUGACAGUAUUUCGCUGUUUCUUUGUAAUUCUUUUUUUUUGCAGGUUAUUUUCAGAAAUAUUUAAUUAGAAUAAAAGAACAUCUAUAUUUUGUAUAAGAAUCAGCGUGUACAACAAUGAUAUCAAAAUUAUUUCAAAAAGAUUAUUUAUUUAAUGGUUGCUUUGCAAACAAAUAAGGAGGCGCCAACUAUAAUGUUGACAAACGCAUUGUACAUGUGACAACUGCGAAUCAAAUUGAAAUAGUGGAAUUAAUGUUAAGUGUUGAAAGUAUGAAGAUGGUUGAAGUUUAAUGAAAAAAUGUACACAAGUUAAUUAAAUUAUUUGCAAUAUGUUUAAAAGUUAAUAAAAGUUUUUCAAAUGUAUAAAUGUUUACAUUAAUUCACACUGUUUAAAUGAAUUGUCUGACAACACUGUUGUACAUCUUGAGAAAGCAUUAUACAUGUAGUUGAAUUUUUUAAAAUUGAAAACUCUGUUCUCUACGGCAUUAUGCCAUUAUGUAUAGAAGUUUUACUCUAGCUGUUGACCUGUUAUAUGGCAGUUAUUCAAUUUCAUGAUUGCAUUUUUUUUUUAUUAAAGUAUUUCUUUAACAUGUUCAGUACAUU
Lytechinus pictus (painted urchin) is the source of this 5558-nucleotide messenger RNA. RefSeq lists its product as uncharacterized. Lineage: Eukaryota; Metazoa; Echinodermata; Echinoidea; Temnopleuroida; Toxopneustidae. The transcript is spliced from 7 exons. Gene Ontology annotation, cellular component: nucleus; cytoplasm. Gene Ontology annotation, biological process: male meiosis I; mRNA stabilization; meiotic cell cycle. The record is from RefSeq and is a predicted model, not a curated record. The coding region runs from base 130 to 1725 and encodes 531 amino acids.